Vigna radiata var. radiata (mung bean) is the source of this 1876-nucleotide messenger RNA. RefSeq names its product cytochrome P450 93A3. The coding region runs from base 166 to 1698 and encodes 510 amino acids. Gene Ontology annotation, cellular component: membrane. The transcript has 2 exons. NCBI's taxonomy places the organism in Eukaryota, Viridiplantae, Streptophyta, Magnoliopsida, Fabales, Fabaceae. Gene Ontology annotation, molecular function: iron ion binding; heme binding; oxidoreductase activity, acting on paired donors, with incorporation or reduction of molecular oxygen, NAD(P)H as one donor, and incorporation of one atom of oxygen. The record is from RefSeq and is a predicted model, not a curated record.
CCUACGUCUAUUUGCCAAAUUCCUCACUUGACCAAAAAAAACAAGCCCGUGCAUAGAUCUGAAGUUUUAGAUUCUAAGGAUGUGUAUUACUAUUUAAUAUCACUCUUGGUUUCUCACAAUAUGCUACAACACAAUCAAUAAAAAAGAACACUUGAUUCUCAAGGUAUGGCCUUUCAACUGUCACUCAUUUGUUUGAUCUCCACCAUCGUGAUUGCGUUCAUACUAUGGAGAAAACAAAAGAAGACCCUCCUUCCACCAAGUCCAAUGGCCCUCCCCAUCAUUGGUCACCUCCACCUUCUCUCCACAAUACCUCACCGAGAUUUUCACAAGCUCUCAAUCCGUUAUGGACCCAUCAUGCACCUUUUCCUCGGUUCAGUCCCUUGUGUGGUGGCUUCAACCGCAGAAGCCGCCAAAGACUUCCUCAAAACUCACGAAUCCUCCUUCUCCAACCGCUUUGCUCAAACCGUCGCCAUUGAGGCCUUAACCUACGGCUUCCAAGACUUUUUCUUCGCACCUGACGGACCCUAUUGGAGGUUCAUGAGGAAACUGUGCAUGUCUGAACUUCUCGGUGGCCAAAUGUUAGACCAGCUCCUUCCCGUGAGGCAGCAAGAGAGCAAGAGAUUCAUUCAACACCUGCACCGAAAAGGGGUGGCUGGUGAGGCCGUGGAUUUUGGAGGAGAGUUGAUGACACUCUCGAAUAACAUCGUGUCGAGAAUGACUGUGGGUCACACGAGUACUGAAAACCAGAAGGACGUUGAAGAGAUGAGAAAGCUGGUGGCGGAUGCCGCUGAGCUUGUGGGGAAGUUCAACAUAUCGGACUUCAUUUGGUUCUUCAAGCGUCUCGAUUUGCAGGGAUUCAACAUGAGGCUCAAGCAAACUCGGGACAGAUUUGAUGCUGUGUUAGACAGAAUCAUAAAGCAGCGUGAAGAGGAAAGAAGGAACAACAAACAAACCGGUGGAACACGACCGUUUAAGGAUAUGCUUGAUGUUUUGUUGGACAUCUUCGAAGAUGGGAGUUCUGAAAUAAAACUAAACAAAGAGAAUAUUAAGGCCUUCUUCCUGGACAUAUUUGUUGCUGGGACUGACACGACAUCAUUAACCAUUGAAUGGGCUCUGUCAGAGUUAAUAAACCAUCCACAUGUGUUGGAGAAGGCAAGGCUAGAAAUAGAUGCAGUUGUUGGAAAGAGUAGAAUCGUAGAAGAAGCAGACAUUAAGAACCUUCCUUACCUGCAAGCCAUUGUUAAGGAAACAUUCAGGCUUCACCCACCUGGUCCAUUACUUACUAGAGAGUCAUCAACAAGUGAAGUGGUAUGUGGAUAUAAUAUUCCAGCCAAAACUCGACUAUUUAUCAACAUUUGGGCUAUUGGCAGAGAUCCCGAUCAGUGGAAAAACCCUCUUGAGUUCAUGCCAGAGAGGUUUAUUGAUGAAGAGGGAAAUGGGCAUAGUGAAUUUGAUGUUAGGGGACAAAGUUAUCAUCUUCUUCCUUUUGGAACUGGAAGAAGAAGGUGCCCUGCUAUUUCUCUGGCAUUACAUGUUCUGCAUGUGAAUCUUGCUGCACUGAUUCAGUGUUUCCAAUUAAAGGUUAAUGGUGGAGAUGGCAAGGUGGACAUGGAAGAAAAGCCUGGCUUCACUCUUCCAAGGGCUCACCCCUUAAUCUGUGUCCCUGUUCCAAGGCUUAACCCAUUCCCUGCUAUAUGACUUUCGUAAAAGAAGCAUUAUUUUUCCUUUCAUGUCAUGCCAAAGAUGCAAGUUUAAAUAUUAUUUGUGAUAGGCAAAAAUUUGACAGUUUAAUAGAAAAUUUUACUAAAGGAAAUAAAGUGUAUGAAAUGUACAACACAAGGUGAUAUCAAUCGAAAUUUAAGAAAUAAGAUGCUCA